Harmonia axyridis is the source of this 2062-nucleotide messenger RNA. RefSeq lists its product as uncharacterized. The coding region runs from base 124 to 1842 and encodes 572 amino acids. The record is from RefSeq and is a predicted model, not a curated record. NCBI's taxonomy places the organism in Eukaryota, Metazoa, Arthropoda, Insecta, Coleoptera, Coccinellidae. The transcript has a single exon.
AAAUAAAUAUUGACAGUUGUUUGAAAAUAACGUCUGAAAGAUGCAGUAUUCAAUAAAAACAAAAAAAUUUAAAAUUGUAAUAAAUAUGUGAUUUGGAAUAUUGAAUUAAAGUUUUUCAACAAGAUGUCUGAUAAUUUCACAUAUAAUGGGGACCAUCUACUCAAAAUAUUUGGAGACCUACAAAUUGAUUUGGGUGAUUUGAACCCGAAUGUUGUGAGGGCCUGGUUUGAUACAGACGAUCAAGAUAUGAUUUAUCUAUUGAAUUUCAUGUGUAGUGCCUUGUCUAGAAAAAAUAUUCUAUUAGCACAGGAAUUAACUGAAUUUCAAUCUAUUGAGAACCCUCUAUAUGAUACCGAACUGGAAAAAGCUUGUAGACAACUAGAAGAGAAAAACCCAGGAAUUUUUGAUUAUGAUUUGAAUUUAAAGCAAUUGAAAGUAUCUGUCGCCGAACUGGAAUUAUUGGAACAAGAAGAGCAAAAGUUGGAUAACCUAUUGAAAAUGGAUGGACAUUUACAACAAUCUUUAUCACAAAGCAAAUUAAAUAUAGAAAGAGAAUCGGCGGAAUUAGACUUCAGGUAUGAAGAAGCAUAUAAAAGAUGUGAAGAAUUGUCUCAUGACCUAGAUUCAAAGAAUAGGUGUCUUCAUGAAAAAUUAUCGAGAGAUCUCUUUUUCCUAAGUAACUUUCAAUCUAGUGAACCUACCCAUUUCUUGAAUCUCAAAAAUUUGAAUGAUAUUUAUGAUUCCAUUGAGUUUAAAACAACACUUGAAGAUAUGGUGGAGAAACAACAUAGUGAAUUAUCUGGAUAUUUUUCACAAAGCAAUAUAAAUUUGAACUCAACACCAAAUAAUGAAAAUUUUGAAGACAAAUUAGAAAUGUCACAGGUUCAAAUAUUUUCCUCCUACUUCGACUGUCUCAAAACAAAGAUGGAAGCUGAAUCUCUUUAUGAAGUGAAUAAUUUUCUAGAAAAUUUUUUCACACAAGAUUAUCCCUUGAAGUAUAACACUUCAAUUGUUUCAGAUAUGAUAGAAGAGAGAGAAAUGCUAUUAAGUAAGAUAGAAAAAAAAGCUUCAAUUAUUGCAGAAGAGCCUAUUACUUCAAUUAAAAUAAAGAAGUCUCUGCAAGAACUGAAGGAUGUUGAGAAUAAUUUAGAAUGUUUUAAUCAAAUUUCAAAAUAUUAUUCAAAGGUGUCAUCUACUACAUUUUGUGCAAUGAUGUUGCUUCUUCAGGAAAAAAAAUGUAUUGAGGAGACAGAUCAAACCAUAAGACAUAUUUCAAAGUACAUAUUACAUAAUUUAGAUAAUACUAAAUACAGACUAGAAAUUAUGUGGAGCUAUAUUAAUAACUUCAACAAUUUUAGUCGAGAACCGUUAGAGCAGCGUUGUGAAGUUCUUCGUAAUAUUGUUAACAUAUAUGGUCAAAAUAUAUUGAAAGAUGCAUAUUUGUGUUGUAACCAGCUAAAGAAGAAUUUGAUAAAUCUAGAGAAUAAUCUUUUCUUGAAUAGAAAUAUUGUAGAAAUAGUGGAGAAACUAUACAAGACUGAUGUUGCUAAACAAUUUAUAACAUCUGGUACCACUAAUUUAACCAUAACUAUUCCCAAACCUGUGAUGGAAUCUUUGAAAAGUAUUCAAUCAAAUUUAGGUAAACAAACUUCUACAUUGAAAUUAUUAUUGCAUAUCUAUAGUUCCACUUUGAAGAAAUUGGAAGCAGAUAAGUGGCUGAAAAAUUCCAGGCUUAUUUGGAUAUACUUUCUAGUUGCACCAGAGAAAUUGCAAGACCUGUUUUGUCACAUGGAAGAAGAAUUGAAGUGUAAAGAGAUCAAAGCCGUUAGGUUUAAAGAAUGACAACUUGUAUAAAUAUUCAGUUUUAUUGAAAUAAGAAUUGAUUGUAUUAUUUUUUUUAUUUUUGUUUCAGAUUAUUAUUAAAAUCAAAUUGAAUUAGUUAUUCUUUGUUAAUUUUGAAGCUAAGGUUCAAAAUUACUAGAGUACUGACACUGACGCCAUCCAAUACUUCAAUGAACUAUAAAUUGGUAUUUUUGUCAAUAAAAGUGUAUACAUUGUUUCA